Fusarium odoratissimum NRRL 54006 is the source of this 1873-nucleotide messenger RNA. RefSeq lists its product as uncharacterized. The record is from RefSeq and is a predicted model, not a curated record. Bases 593 to 1321 code for a protein of 242 amino acids. NCBI's taxonomy places the organism in Eukaryota, Fungi, Ascomycota, Sordariomycetes, Hypocreales, Nectriaceae. The transcript is spliced from 7 exons.
UGUCUGAUACCUCAACUCUGUUUAGCAGUUAUCAGACGAGUGAAGUUGGUGUAGCCCAAUGCCCCGCCAAAGGGCUUUUGAAAUCGAGACAGCAUUGGAUCAAUAAAGGGAGAACUUGCAUAUUUACCCUGCUAUCUGCCUAUCACCUGAUCCUCAAGCUCUCUUAUUACAUCUGCCCUUGGCCAUCCAUGUUCUCACGCAUCUCCCAGGUAACCCGGCAUCUUUCAGCUCCCGUUGUUGGCAACACCAGACGAUUCGCCCUAGGAAGAAUCAUGGCUCCUAUAUCGGCAGAUGAGCGCAACUCGCGCACCAUUUCUACAGCCGCCUGUUUGAUCAUCGGUGACGAAGUUCUGGGCGGAAAGGUAUAGUUCUUUGAACACAUCUUACUGUCUGUGUAACCGAAUGGGGGUAACUGACACCAUCAACGUAGACAGUUGAUGUGAGUAAUUGAAGUAUGGGCUAGAUAUUGUAUUAAUCGAGAUAGACCAACUCUGCCUAUUUCGCCAAAUGGUGCUUUAACCUCGGAAUUAACCUUAAGCGCAUCGAGGUGAUUGAGGACGAUGAAGGCGAAAUUGUUGAGGCUGUUCAGAGAAUGAGUGACCGUUAUGACUUUGUUGUUACUAGUGGUGGGAUCGGGCCUACACACGACGACAUUACCUACCAAUCGAUCGCCAAGGCCUUUAACCUGCCUCUCAAACUACACCAAGAAACUUUUGACAAGAUGAAACUGAUGUCAAAGGUUCAUCCCAAUCAACCCAAGUUUGAUUGGGAUGCCGACUCGCCAGCAAGAAGGGCAAAACUUCGCAUGGCUGAGUUGCCAAUUGAUGAAUCUCGGGACCUUAAGAAGCAAGCUCUCUUCCCUCAUGAUGAUCUUUGGGUUCCCGUAUCAGUCGUGAACGGAAACAUCCAUAUCUUGCCGGGUAUCCCUAGACUUUUUCAGAGACUUCUUGAGGGGCUGAAACCUCACAUUCUCCCACGUCUCAGCGACCCUGAGGGAAAGGGUACGCAUAGAGUGCUGUUCUCUACGCCUCUUCCCGAGAGUGGUGUUGCCGAUUAUCUCACAACCUUGGCUGCCAAAGUUGGGCCCAAGGGUGUCAAGGUCGGAAGUUAUCCUCGCUGGGGCAAGAAAAACAACACGGUCACACUUGUUGGACGGGAUUUGGACUAUCUUGAGAGUCUCGUUGAUGAAGUCCAAGCUGGCAUCCAGGGUCUGCGAGUUGAUGCUGAGAGUGACGGAGAAGAAGACCCGAAGCAGAUUAAGAAGCAGGCGACCGAAGACGCGGACAAGGACACCGCGGAGCAAGUUGUUGAGAAGCCUUGAUAUACCUUGAUAGCUGGGAUCCUUGGAUAUUUGGAAGUCCACAACGUAUGGUGGCGGGUUGUAGUUGCGCUGAUCACAGUAACAUCCGUUGGAACUCUGUAAAGAGUUGCCAUUGGCUAGAUUGCAUGUUUCGUGAAUAUCCUUGAAUAUAUGUAGACAAGUGUUAUAGAAUGUUCGGAGUUGCAAUCUGAUACCGGCGCACGGACUUGAAACUUUCGGUGAUUCAACGGUCGAAACCUGAUCGUCUCGUCGAUCAUGGCGCUCUUUAUUCAGACGAGCUGCACAGGUUGCAUUUUUGACCAGCAGGUAUCUCAGAGCGAUCUAACGUAUAUGAAUUCUGGUACCUGUGCAUCGAUUUUGCUGCACAAUUACCUGUAUAGGUACUUGACAAAUUUUGAAUCGCCUGUGGAUUCAGCACUUGCGGCCAACACAUGUCGUGCAUCCUGGUACAAAGCAAAGGUGUUGAAUCUUUGUUGUAUCAUACUGACUUUAGGGUUGGCAACCGAGAUAAGACAAUGGAGCAGAGUUGAGUCUCAUCUCCGACGCCCUGAG